AUGAAAAUAUGCGAAGACAGCGACGACGCUAUGGAUACCGGAGAAGGUACCGGCGCUGACCCACCUGAAGACCCACCUGUAGACGAUGACUUAGACGACGUCUUUGAUGAUGUGUCCGAUACAGAUAAUCCACCAACAGAUGGUACAGGAGACGAUCCAGAAGACGAACCGGGAGGUCCAAUUGGACCUAUCCCGCCUUUGAUUGGUUUCCCACAAAGACCUAACACAAACACUUAUACUGCCACAAAACCUACCAAGAAGGAUGACGAGACAGUCAUGACAGAGUACGAUAUGACAGAGUUCAGUAUAGACGACAUCGAAGUUACAGAUUGGCCUGAUGUUAUACUACCGAAUCCUGACCCAACAGUCAAAGAAGCGGAUCCCAAUGUUUGGCAACGAGAUCCUUUGACACCAUCAGGUACACCAUACGAAGUGGAUAGUGACGAACCAGAUGUGAGUGACUGUCAUACGAGAUUUUCUGGCGAGGCACCCUCAGACCCGUCGAACCCCAAUCCACACCCACAAGCUAUCGAGAGACCCGAGAUCCAAGAGACUAACACACCAGUGAACAGUCAUAUCAAUGAAAUGGAUUCUAUUUUGAACCAGAUCAACGCUUAUAGAGCCACAAAAGGCUUGACACCUUGGUCAGUCGAUAUUCGGUUGACUCAACAAGCACUAGACCAAACGACAUGGGUUUCCGAUAACCCCAGGUCCAUGGACAAUAUAGUUGAUCCCAUCACUGGAAUUAUCAAACAAGGUCACCCGAUUGAGGGUUACCCCAGCGGCAUGUUGUCUGAUGAAAGAAGACUUAACUUUGAAGCAUCAGUAGAACGACCUUUGGAACUUAUGUACCUCGGAAGCAAAGCAGACAUGGUUGCCCAAUGGAUAGCUUCCGGGCUCCAUAGAGCAAUGCUAGAAUCCCCACAACACAAAUCAAUGGGAGUGUCAUACAAGACAGCUCCCCGGUUAAGAUACGGUGGCGUAGGAUUUAUGUGGAUCGCAGAAAACGACGCACAAGCACCACCACAGAAUCCUCCACCAGAACCAGAACCAGUAGUGGACAUUAAAGACACUGCUUUGGAUAUAGCUGCGAAGAAGCUGAACUCCCCCUACAAAUGUCCUGAUCAUCCAGAUUAUCCGAACGAUUUACAAGAAGAACCCGAGCUGAACCGUCCGUCAGAUUGGCAAGAGAAUUUAUCAAUUGCAGAGAUGCAAGCGAUUGACGAGCUAUUAAAGGACUCUUAUGACCCUGUUUACAGGUAUCAUACUGCAGCCGGUCCCGGAUUGUAUCCGCCUACCGCAUCCGGGAAUUCACCCUGGUUAGGCAAGAACUCAAGUGUCUGGCCGAGACCCAAUGAGUUUCCAUUCCCGAAUAUCAACACAGUCUAUACAUAUGACGCUACUGUUUGCGGAGAAUAUGCCUCUGUAUACGGAACAGAUGAUCCAGUCACAAACACUGUAUGGGAUUACCAAGAAUCAGAGCAUACACCUUACGAAGGCUUCAGGAAACCGGAGACGUCAUCUGAAAGGAAACACCGAUUAGCUAAAGAACAACAAUUUUUGGUAUUAUAUGACAACAAGUAUGGUGGUUUGAAAACCCCUCCUACACUACCUGUAUGGGUUUCCGAAAAAGGAUGGACUGUAAACGAACUGACCGAGUUGUAUGAAGACUUUGGUCGAUUAGUCUACGAAAUGGAUUACUCCUUUGACAUGAACGAAGUGAAAGAUCCAUACGGCAAUCCCUUUGGUACACCACAAGAGUUUAUUGCUUUCAACUAUUGGUUGUACCACCGACAAUCCACACCUGUGAGUGAGCAACCACCAAAUCGCGGGGAUAUUCCCGGGGAGCGCAUUAAUUUUAUGGAGAGUACAUCGCCACAUUGGCAAGUUGUUCCCGACUUUGCUGAAACUGACGCGGACUUCCCAUUUCCGCCAGCGCGGUAA
Seminavis robusta is the source of this 1944-nucleotide messenger RNA. NCBI's taxonomy places the organism in Eukaryota, Bacillariophyta, Bacillariophyceae, Naviculales, Naviculaceae. The record is from the annotation of a GenBank genome assembly.